Molecule: messenger RNA, 3669 nt
Organism: Nasonia vitripennis (jewel wasp)
Lineage: Eukaryota; Metazoa; Arthropoda; Insecta; Hymenoptera; Pteromalidae
Product: dnaJ homolog dnj-5
Exons: 7
Coding region: 191-2722 (843 amino acids)
Molecular function (GO): dopamine receptor binding
Source: RefSeq, a predicted model, not a curated record
UAUAUGAGAGCUGUGCGCGAGCGCGUAUACAGUAUAUAUACUUAUAUGCCAUCGACGUCCGUUCGUUCCUGUAUCCUGUAUUUUUUUCUCGCAUUAUCGCAUUUAACGCGCUCUCUCACCCCCGUUGCGUCUAUGUGCUGCCUGCUGAACCGACUGUUUUGAUGCUGGUGUCGAAGGAACUUCAGCAAAGAUGGAUGAUCAGCAACACUCGCCACCAGACUACAAACAAAUGUCUAUAGAAAAGCUUAUUGAAGCCAUGACUUCAGAAUUAGGCAGUGGUACUAGACAUGUUUACAAUCCAUUAUUUGGACCACAAACGCAAUCUCACAAUUGGACUGACUACACACCUAGUCAAAUGCAGCAUUAUAUGACAAAUUCAACGUUGCAUUCUAAUCCAUCAAAUGUACAGCCAGUAAAUCCUAUAUCGUCUCCCCUUUUCAUGCCAGAUAUACCGCCCUACAAUUCUUCUAUGACAGCAACAACAGCAACCACUACUACAGACACAGAGCCAGAGGAAUCCAUUUACUUUCCUGCUCAAACUCUGAACCGUUUAGGAAUAAAUGAAAAUAAUGACUUGAUUGGAACUAUAGAACAAUUUAACAAUAAAAUGAACAACAUAGCAUCUUAUACUAGUAAUCAAGGUGUAAUAGAUCAAGAGUAUACUCCCAUAGGGCUCUUCCAUAGUCAACCAGCGCAGGUACCACUUAGCUCCAGUUCAAUAAAUCCGAAUACAAAUGGAAAACAAUUGAUUGACAAUCUAGUAGGGAAUUGGGUGCCAAAUCAAUCGGGAACUUAUAGUCCGUUUGGAGGAUCUCCUAAUCUUACUCCUGUACCACAAUUGACACCUGAAGCAAAAGAGAUAGAAGAAUUGCCAAGAAAUCCAGUAGAUACGCAACAGAAGAAACCUAGAAUAGUUGCAGAGGUAAAACCAAUGCGACCAUCGUAUUCUGAUGUUUUGACAAAGUCGAUUCCUACUCCACCAUCACCUUUGACCACUGCUCCAACCAAGCCAAAACAGGAGAGUGCGACUAAGAAGGUUUUAAGUAAAAAUUCAAAAAAUAAAGCAAAACCUGCGGUUCUUAAAAGGCAAAAUUCAUCAGGCAGUGAUGAGCAUGGGUCACCUAAAAUUCAGUUGCCGAAAAAAGCAUCAGAAAAAAUUAAUUCCAAUUUAUCAAGGCGCUGGGUCUCACUGGACAAUCUUGGCUCACAAACGGAAUCUUCUGAUUUGACAUUUGAUAGGUCUGACAAUUUUGAAAGGAAAAAGAGUUUUAAAUCUUCCAAAAAGAGUGAAAAAGGAGAGACAUUGAACAAUUCGAAAAUUCAAAAUAAUAGUACAAAGAAUGCAACUAAUUUGCAGAAACGUCCGAUACAAAUAAAUAAUAAUUUGAAUACUACAAAUAGCUUCAGCCAAACUGUAUCUACAGACAAAAUUGAAAAGAAUCAGCAAGCCAACAAUAAGGUCAAAGAGGAAAAGAAACUAAUUAAGGAAAAAAGCUCAAAACAUUCGCAAGCUGAAAAAGCGCAGCAAAUUAAGAAAGGUCAAAGAAAUCGUAAGAGAGAAAAUAAGGAUACUGCGUUUAAGGAUGUGUACAAAACUGCUAGCAAAUAUCUCAAUCGUUGGAAUAAAAUAGGAUUGAAGAUAUUCUUUUGGUUUUUACAUUUGAUCUCUGAUGUUGUCAGUAUGAGUGCUAAUCUAUUAGUACAACUUGGGAAAUGUGUGUGGUAUCACAUUGUUCUUUACUUAAAAUACUCAUGGUUUUAUAUAGUAUCCACAUUUUCAAAAAUUCGUUUUUUGAAUGCUAUUGGUAAACAAAUAGAUAGUUGGUUCGGAAAUAGCCGUUUCGCGUUUUGGCGAAGACUGAAAUCAAAGAGUGAAGAAAAAGAAGAGAGUACAAGUUGGAUUCGUGGUGGACUAGAAACUAACAUAGCUUUGCCUAGUACCGGAGAAGAAGCAAUGAAGAGGUUGCUUGCCUGUAAAGGGAAAGAUCCUUAUAGUAUAUUAGGUGUCACCCCAACAUGUACUGACGACGAUAUAAAAAAGUAUUACAAAAGGCAAGCCUUCUUGGUUCAUCCAGACAAAAAUAACCAACCUGGUGCUGAGGAAGCUUUUAAAAUUUUAGUUCAUGCAUUUGAUAUUAUAGGCGAGCCAGAACGGAGACAAGCGUUCGACCAAACGAGACAGGUCGAAGCUGCUUGGGGUGAAUUAAGUGAUUUACUUUCGCAGUUGCAUAGAAAAAUGGAACAAGCUGCUAACACGAUACGAUGUACAAAUUGCGGAUUGAGACAUAAGAGGAUCCCGACUCAGCGGCCAUGCUAUGCAGCGCGAUUUUGCGCUCAGUGCAAAAUACGGCAUAGCGCUAAAGAAGGUGAUAUUUGGGCAGAAUCUCGAGUUAUGGGUUUCCUUUGGCAUUAUUACGCUUGCAUGGAAGGCGCUGUGUACGAUGUAACCGAUUGGGCUGCAUGCCAAGCUGGCAACUUAAAACAUCUUAAAGCAAAUACCCAUACUGUUCAGUACAGAAUUGUAUUGGGUCAGCGCCCACCUCCACAUAAUUCAAGUAGCAGUAAAAAACGAUCAUCGGAUCCAAAUGCAAGUAAAGCGGAAUUCGAAGACUUCCUGAACAACCUGUAUAAUCAUAGUAAAGCAGGCACAUCGAACACAGCAGCUGAUCCGAACGCAAUGAAAGGUGACAAUCGACGACGUAAAACCAAGCGUAAGAAGUAAGCUAGUGUGAUAUCUACUUUUUCAAUGGAAACACAGAUGUCAACUGAUGCGUAUGCUUCAUUAAUGAAAUUAUAUUUUUUUUAAACGACUUUUAUGGAACGAGUACGUUGGAUUAAUUAAACCCCUUUAAAUGACAUUAACCGCGCUUUUUCUCGACUUAAGAUGCUAAAAGUAAAAAUGUUCGAAACGUCUAUAAUAUUUUUGUUGUUAAGGCGUUAUGGAUGUGCAUUAAUUAUCUUCUUCAACAUGAUGUUGAUGUUGUAUGGUGUGUAAUUGUCUUGCGAUAAUGUAAUGUAAAAAACCUAAGAGAUAAACUUCUAUAAUGCAAAAGAAGUUUAUUUCUACAGAUAUCAUAUUUUUAUUGGUUUUUCAUACAUUAGAGAAGUUAAACCAGAUCUAACGAUUUUAUACAAAUAAAACAAUCGCAAUUGUUUGACAGUAACAGAACAGAUUUUGAAGUCAUAAUGAAUACUGAAAGCUUAUAUAGAAAAACAAAUCAGUUACAUAUAAUUAAAAUAGAUUCUUUGGUGUAAUUAACAAAUUACAAAAAAAAAUAAAAUUAUCUGACGUGUGCAUCAUCUAAAUGUUUAACAAUUGACUAGUUUCAAGUGUGACAAUUAAAACUUGUUCAUCGACUAAUCCUUAGUUACUUAUAGAUUCAUUUCCUUUAAGUUACAACACAACUUUGUUGCAGAAGUGUGUAUCCAUGCACUUUUACUAGUAUUUACAUUGAUAUUCAUUCUUUUCAUCAUUCUAAUUGUCUAUAUAUAAACUAUGAACAUUACAAUUAAUCACGCGUUGAAAGAUGUUUUCAGAGCAUCAACUGAUUUGAUCAAAUUACUUGAUAGAUACGGAAUAAGACUGAUUUGUUUUUUUGCUCCAUUGAAGAGAAAGAAAAUAAGCAAUGUUCAUAUUAUUAUAAUAAACUAUGUGCAGAACUAAAUAAA